Messenger RNA from Gregarina niphandrodes, 1641 nucleotides. RefSeq names its product putative polypyrimidine tract-binding protein. Gene Ontology annotation, molecular function: mRNA binding. NCBI's taxonomy places the organism in Eukaryota, Apicomplexa, Conoidasida, Eugregarinorida, Gregarinidae. Gene Ontology annotation, biological process: regulation of RNA splicing. The transcript has 3 exons. The record is from RefSeq and is a predicted model, not a curated record. Bases 1 to 1641 code for a protein of 546 amino acids. Gene Ontology annotation, cellular component: nucleus.
AUGGCCUACGUGAACGAGGAGGUUGGUCAGAGUUCGCGGCGCAGCGCGGGAUAUGAAGACUGGUUGGACAGUCGGUUUGACGCGAAGUCUUUGGUGGGAGAGUUGAGCGCGUAUUUGCCUGCUCCGGCGUCUCGUCCGCAGGAGGUGGAGAGAGUGAUGUUGCCUCCUUCGUGUCUGCGGAGCGAAAUGUAUGGCGAUGAGUACUUUCGGGCGCCUGCGGAGUUGCACGUGGGUGGGUUCAAGAGCGAAGUGGCGGUGCGGCGAGCGCGCGCGGAUGCGAGCGUGCUGGGAAGUCGAGUGCUGAAGUUAGGUCGAGUGGCUCCGGAGGUCAGUUAUGAGGAGGUGGUGGGUUGGUAUGAGCGCGAGUUGAGUUACUGUGAUGCGCAGUCUGUGGACUUGUUGGACGGGAAUGUGUAUCUUUGCUUUGAGUCUGAGGAGGAUGCGCAGCUGGUUUACGAGUACCUCCGGACCGAGAUUGUGGUGUUUAGCACGCGUCGCGCUGACGCUAUGUUCGGGAGUGAUGAUGAGGAGGAUGGAGCGCUGAGUAUCCUGGGCGUGAGUCUCUGCUUCAACCCACAGGAGAUCGCGGUGGCUGUGGCCAACAAGAUUUUACUUGUCACCGUCAAUGAAGUUGUCAACCCCGUCACCAUGUCCAUGCUCGUCAGACUCUUUUCCCUCUACGGAGCUAUAGAGAAGAUUAUAACCUUCACAAAAUCAGGUACAAACACGUACCAGGCAUUGAUUCAAUAUGGGACCAAAACCGAGGCACGAGAUGCGUUGCUCUCGCUGGAAGGUAAAAUGUUGUACGCUAAUAGUAACCGCCUGGAGAUUGUGUACAGCAAGUUAUCCGAGUUAAACAUUCAACAUAAUAAUACCAAAGCCUGGGACUUCACUGUUCAACAACAAUCCAACAACGGUACGGUCGGUGCCAACAUGCUCUCAGCUGGUUACAGCGACAUACUGGGCAUGCCCAAACUGCCGAAGGAGAUCAAGGAGUGGAAGAACAACGUACCGGUAAUGACCAACGGAGGGUCUGUAUUGAUUGUUUACCAUUUAAGCACUCAAAAUAUUGAUGACAUCUUUAACAUCUUUUCUCUGUAUGGAGUCGUGACUCGCAUAAAGAUUCUGAGAGAGAAACCUGAUACAGCAUUGGUACAGUUUUCUGAUUGUGUAUAUGCUUCGCUGGCAAGGUAUUUCCUAAAUUUGAUUGCUCUUUGGACGGAACCCAUACAAAUCGGAUUAAGCAAAAUUACAGAGGUCAAAAUGCCCAGCGGUGGCGCCUCCGUCGAUGACGAUUGUCUAAAGAGUAAAGCCUACUCUCAGUCUGAUCAAAGGUUCUGCGAACCCGUCAAAUUCGCCAAGUCAGCAUGUUUCCCUACUAAUACCAUCUUCAUUGCCUCCAUCGCCGACGAGACCCCACACAAAAGGAUCAUUGAUCUCGUCAGCAGCAUUGGACCAGUCAAUGAAUAUGAAAUACGCCUGCCCUAUCCAGGAGGACCCAAAAAGACGCAUAUGUUAGUUGAAUAUCCCAGCGCAGACCUUGCCAUCAGAGCUAUAGCUACUCUACAUAACCAAGAACUCAAUGGAAGCCAGAUCAAGAUCGCGUUCUCCAAGGUUAGACUUACCAAAAAGAAAAAGUAG